This is a messenger RNA of Entamoeba invadens IP1, 1038 nucleotides long. RefSeq lists its product as hypothetical. The transcript has a single exon. Lineage: Eukaryota; Evosea; Mastigamoebida; Endamoebidae. The record is from RefSeq and is a predicted model, not a curated record. The coding region runs from base 1 to 1038 and encodes 345 amino acids.
AUGAACAAUUUGUUGAAUGAGGUGAUGUCUCUCUGUGGGACGUGUCAGAAAGCACUUGAUGCCCUUGACAAAUACAAUUUGGAAAUGAACUUUGUAGACGACACUUCACUUCCACUUUCUGACCGAAUAGAACGCGCUGAAGUGUUUUUGAAGAGUCUGAAGGAAGUGCUGUCACAUCGUCAGAGUGUUGUAAACUCAUCAAAAGAAGUUCUCCAAAGACUUUCAGUUCUUCAAUCAAAUUUGGCACAUAAAAUUGAAGAAGUAGAAAGUGACAGUGAUGUCACAAAAUACACCAAAACAGUUGACGUCAUCACUGCGUUGUAUCGCGAAGAGUGUGACACACUCAAAAAGCCACUUGAAGACAAAAUAGUGAAUAUCGAGAAGACGAGAGACACAAAAAUUGAAACCAUCAAAAGCAUCGAGAACUUCACUUUUGUAGGAAAUGCACAAUUACAAAACACACAGAAAGCCGAGAAAACAGACAAAGAAGAAGUUGCAAAGCCGCAACACGUUGAGAACGGCCAAGUCAACUUCAGUGGGUCUCAAGAAAUCGAGCAAUUGAGUGGGUUGAAAGUCGGCGAAGUACUUUUUGACAGUGGCAGAGACAAUUGGGCCAAAAACACGUCAGUCUUUGGUGACAAAAUCCUUCACAAACAAAAUUUACUAUUUCUUGUCGAAGAUGACAACAGAAACAUCUUUGGAGGUGUUCUCUAUGAAAAAGUUGUGAAAGAAAAGGAGUUUGUUGGCAGUCAACGUUCCUUUGUGUUUUCGUUGGAGAGAAAUGGAAUUGUCAACCCACGAAAAUACGAAUUGAAAGGCUCAAACAACCAAUACGCGUUUUAUUUGUACUGCAAGAGUCACGAAUGUCUCUUUGGGUUUGGAGGUGGGCAUGCUAUUGGUGUCUUCAAGAAGGGGAGUCUCUCACGGUCUUACUGCAACCCAUCACUCCAAUCAUCGUCUUAUACUGCUAAACUUGGCGACUUGACUGAUGGGAGGUAUUUUAAAGUGAAGAGCAUCAAAGUGUAUCAACUCUACUAA